CGGAGAGUCAGUACGCAGUCGGCAGGAAUCAAACUGCGCUACAGGAAUAUCCCCGAGUUUCCCUUUACAACCUGCUGACAAGACAAUGCAUUUCAGCCCUCCUAUCAGCAGGGACAGGAUCAUAUCGACAUUUCCAAAGUGUUAUAAUCCACAAGCCUGUCUACAGAUGAAGGAUGAUUGGAAUACAAAAGCCACGAUGGCUUGCCAAGACCGGGCAGCACGUCAGCAAGGGUAUGACAGGCUUAAGAUGUCGAAAGCAGUAGUGGUUGGAGAUCUCAAUGUGGGAAAGACAUGCUUAAUAAACAGGUUCUGUAAAGACGUGUUUGAGAGAGACUACAAGGCUACUAUAGGUGUUGACUUUGAGAUUGAGAGAUUUGAGAUGUCUGGGCUGCCCUUUUCUCUUCAAAUAUGGGACACUGCUGGUCAGGAAAAGUUCAAAUGCAUCGCAUCAGCAUAUUACAGAGGAGCUCAAGGUAAAAUACAGGUUCUCAUUUAAAGGAACAGUUCACCCAAAAAUUAACAUUUGCUGAAAAUGUACUUGCC
Sinocyclocheilus rhinocerous is the source of this 543-nucleotide messenger RNA. RefSeq names its product ras-related protein Rab-36-like. Gene Ontology annotation, molecular function: GTP binding; GTPase activity. The transcript has 6 exons. NCBI's taxonomy places the organism in Eukaryota, Metazoa, Chordata, Actinopteri, Cypriniformes, Cyprinidae. The record is from RefSeq and is a predicted model, not a curated record. Bases 86 to 496 code for a protein of 136 amino acids.